AUGACGACCUACGCCAACAUCAUGGCUAAGAACAAACCGAACCCUCGAGGCCCUGGUUACAUUAAGUUGUAUAUCCUCGCCUCGGUCGUUUUCUUGUGUUCGACCAUGAAUGGAUAUGACAGUUCUUUGAUGGGCUCCAUCAACGCCCUACCGAACUAUACCAACUAUUUCGGCUUACCCGAGAAUGGUAAUGCCAGUACUGGCAUCAUCGGUCAAAUGUGUGGCGCGCUCUUCAUCUGGAUGACUGACUGGUACGGACGAACAUGGCACAUCUUCUUCGGCUGUCUUGGUGUGUGUAUCGGUACCAUCGUAACGUCUCUGUCGAUGUCACUCCCCAUGUUUAUUGCGGGGAGAUUUCUCCUGUCAUUCUUUGCCACAUGUGCACACACUGCAGCUCCUUUGUACCUGGUCGAGCUCGCGCCGGCAGCGUACCGUGGAACGAUUGCAGGAAUGUACAAUACCUUCUACAAUGUUGGCUCUGUGUUUGCGACUUCAUCGGUAUAUGCGUGUCACAAAUAUCUCGCCCACAAAGGCGACAUUGACUGGAGGCUUCCCCUUUGGCUUCAGAUGGUCUGCCCAGGAUUGGUUGUUCUUCUGAUCAAGUUUUAUCCCGAGUCUCCUAGAUGGCUGGUUGCUAAAGGCCGAAAUGACGAGGCCAAGGCUAUUCUUGCCAAAUACCAUACAAACGGCGAUAUCGACCACCCGCUCGUUGCCCUCGAAAUGACAGAGAUGUUAGCUGCUGUCGAUGUAGAGCACGAAGCUUCUUGGAAAGAUCUAUUUGAUCUUCGUGUUCUUGUCGAGUCCCGGUCUAGUCGCUACCGAUUGAUGCUCAAUAUCGCGUUCUCUUGGUUUGGUCAAUUUAGUGGGAACAACAUUGUCUCAUACUAUCUCCCCAUCAUGCUCAACGGCAUCGGCAUCACCGAUACUGAUACCAAGCUGAUCCUCAACAUCGUCUACGCCGUCGUUGGGUGGACUGCUUCCAUCAUAGGCUCCAGACUUCACGAUGUUGUCGGUCGUCGCAAGAUGCUCAUUACCGCCACAGCUGGUAUGACGGUAUGUCUUGCAAUUGUCGCAGGCUGUGCGGCGGGAUACACGAAAUACGGAAACCAGCCAGCGUCAACCGUCAGCAUUGUCUUCAUCUUCAUGUUUGGUGCCAUUUUUGCUUGCGGGUUCACUCCGAUGCAGCCCAUCUACCCUGCCGAAGUCGUCAGCAACAAAAUGCGAGCAAAGGCCAUGGGCACCUUCAAGUUGACGGCAGGGGCAGCUGGGUUUCUCAACACGUUUGUUGGCCCAAUCGCUCUCUCUAAUAUCGGGUAUUGGUUUUAUGUCUUUUUUGUGUUCUGGGACACCUUUGAAAUGACAUUCAUGUACUUUUUCUUCGUCGAGACCAAGGGCUCAACUCUAGAGGAGCUUGAUGUCAUCUUCGAGGCCAAGAAUCCGCGAAAAGCCAGUGUUGAAGCCGCAAAGGCCCGGAAACGGAUCAUUCAGCAGGGACGGGGCUCGGUCUAG
Molecule: messenger RNA, 1509 nt
Organism: Fusarium vanettenii 77-13-4
Lineage: Eukaryota; Fungi; Ascomycota; Sordariomycetes; Hypocreales; Nectriaceae
Exons: 7
Coding region: 1-1509 (502 amino acids)
Biological process (GO): transmembrane transport; carbohydrate transport
Cellular component (GO): membrane
Molecular function (GO): carbohydrate:proton symporter activity
Source: RefSeq, a predicted model, not a curated record